AUGAGGCCGUUUGCUCGGAUAACGUUUUGUUGUACAGGUUUGGAUGAGCAGUUGUUCAAGUCUAUAAGCAAGAAAGUAUUGAAGCUAGGUGGUUUGCUGAGCUAUGAUCUAACUUCGCAGGUGAACGUGCUGAUUGUUGGGGACCUGCACCGCCGGACAGACAAGUACGAGUUUGCGGUGCGAAAUAGACCCGAUAUCGUGUUCUUGGAUUGCAAUGCGAUACUAGAGUUAUAUCAUCUGUGGCUGGCCGGAGAGGAUGUUGCUCACUCGAACGAUAGUGGGAUGGCGCAUGUUGAUCAGAGCGUUAGGAUGCUGGAUAUUCUAGCGAAACGAUACACGCUGGGUCCGUUGACAGACUACGUGAUUUUCAUUGGUAGGAUACGAAAUGACACUCUGACCAAUGUCCCACAGUUAGAGGAAUUCUGCUCCGCAAUGAACUGCUGUAAAUGUAUCUCCAAGCAUUUCAUGUCUGAUUCGAAGAGGAAGUUUGCCGGGAAACAAGUGGUGUUCAUCACUGAUGAGCCAAAUGGUGUGCGUGUAGAUGCCGCUAGGAAAGAGAAUAUUCCAGUCAUACAUUAUAAGUGGAUAUUGGACUGUUACAAAAGAAACGCCACUCUGCAAUACGAUCCAUACUAUUUGUUGGAAUUUGCCAUGCAUAUCGAAGAUAUUAAAGAGAUUGGAAGAGAUUCAUGUGAUUGUUGGGAUGACCUGGAUGAUCCAGCACAAAAUCGGCUUGUUUACGAGGAUGAAGAAGACCGUAUGACACAGAGGAAAUCUAUCUCAAAGAGACUAAAACCUCAUGGUGAUAAGUUAUGGCAAAAAGUGAUGUCAUCUAAGGACAGUAAAGAUCAAGAAAUAUCGUCAAUCAAUGAGAAUGAACCGAAUAGCGCGCCUCUCCAUAAUUUAGAAGCAGACAUUUCCCAGUCAGACGUUAAGGAUGGCGGUAUUUUCCAUGGAUUAGCUUUUAUUAUCAACGACGCCUUUAAGAUAGAUCACAGAAAAAUAUUGGAAAAAGUAAUAACUCAGCAUGGAGGAAAUAUAACCUACGAUAUUCAGGACGAAGGUGCUUAUAGAUAUCUAGAGCUGGUUCCUAGCCAUAUCCCAAUUGAGGACAUUAUAAUCAAUAAGAAUAUUGGUAUUGACUCCACAGUGACAGAAUUCUUCAUUGAACGAUGUCUCCAUUACAAAAAGCAGCUUCUUCCAAUCGAUUCUUGGUCUUCUCCGUACCUAUAUUCGACUAAAUUCAAGAUUCUUGCAUCCAAUAGAUCAAACAAAGAAUUCGUCAUCUCUAUAACUGGUUUUAGUGGUGUUGAACUUCUUCAUUUAGUAAAAAUGUUAAAGGCACUGGGAAACUUCGGAAUUAAAUAUUCUGAGUAUCUGGAUAAGAAAACUGAUCUACUAUUGGUUAACCUAGCUGUUCUCACAAGCAUUACGAAAGAUCACUCACUUUGGAACAAUCAAUACCAUGAUUUAUUUCUACAAAACUCAGAGUCAAUCACUCAAAUCAAUCAGAUAUUUAGAAACUCCUUAAAGCGUAAAAUUCAAUUUAUUAAGGAAGAGCAUUGUAUACCUAUGGCUACCCCAGCAUUCAUUAUCGAUAUAUUCAGGAAAGCUAAAGAUUUGUACUAUAAUCCGACUACUAUAGAUCAUACCAUCCAUCUGAAUAAUAUCCAGUGGCUGGUUUUAUCACGGAAGGGGAAGAAAACUGAGUUCGAAUUCAAGGUUGUGAGAAGUUCCAUUCCCAUCGAUCAGAGGAAAGCACUGGUUGAUAAAUCAGUACUGAGUUCCGUGGAGCAAGCAGAGAAAUCCAGUGAUAUAAAUCAGAGACUAUUAAAGAGAUCAGCAUCAGAACUGUUACAAAAAUUCAAAGAAAAGCCUGAACUUUCCCCUUCAAAAUCCGAUUUCACUCACAAAAGAGUGAGGCUUAAUGUGAUCCCGCCUGAAAUUGAGCAAAGGAAAUCCAGUCUUGGUGAUAAGAUUCCUAACUUAAAGAAAGUUGAUAUACAGCCCGUGAUUAGGACAACCAGCUGGGGUAGUAUAUUGGCAGAAGGCCAUGAUAUGCAGCGAAAAGAGUUAACAGAGCUGCCUAGCGAUGACAUGAACAGGAAUAAUAACCGUAAUCCGAUCGAUCAAACUCAGGUGACCUAUGGGUCAGUAUCUGCAACUUCUUCAACCAACACUACAUCACAUAAAUAA
Messenger RNA from Nakaseomyces glabratus, 2196 nucleotides. RefSeq names its product protein kinase activating protein DPB11 (gene DPB11). NCBI's taxonomy places the organism in Eukaryota, Fungi, Ascomycota, Saccharomycetes, Saccharomycetales, Saccharomycetaceae. Gene Ontology annotation, biological process: mitotic G2 DNA damage checkpoint signaling; DNA replication initiation; mitotic DNA replication checkpoint signaling. The record is from RefSeq and is a predicted model, not a curated record.